AUGUACCAAAUCACAAUGGCAUACUCCUACUGGAAGAACAAACAACACAACCAACGUGCAAUUUUUGACAUAUUCUUUCGCAAGAAUCCAUUCGGUGGCGAGUUUACCGUUUUUGCCGGUCUCGAGGAGUGUCUGAAUUUUCUUCAGGGAUUUUCGUAUUCACCCGAAGACAUAGACUACUUCAGAUCAGUUUUGCCUCCCACUGCGGAAGAUGAGUUCUUCGACUACAUGGCCGGCAUAUCAGCAAAUGGCAUCAAGCUGUACUCAGUUGCCGAAGGCACUGUGGUCUUUCCCAAAGAGCCUUUGAUGAGAAUCGAAGGUCCUCUCGCAGUUUGUCAACUUCUGGAGACGUCUCUACUAACUCUGGUCAACUUUCCUAGCCUUGUGGCCACCAAUGCUGCUCGGUACUGCAUCGCAAUCGAUGAUCGCAAUAUUCAACUGUACGAGUUUGGCCUUCGACGUGCUCAAGGACCCGAUGGUGGGCUGUCAGCCUCCAAGUACACCUAUAUCGGCGGUUUCGAUGGCACCAGCAACAUGCUGGCCGGACAGAUGUUUGGCAUUCCAACAAAGGGCACACAUGCUCACUCUUUUAUCAUGUCUCAUGCACCGGUUAAUGUAGAGGAGUCCACGGGAAAGGUAACAGCUUACAUGCUCAAGUCAAAGAGAACCGACGAGUUGGUGGACUUUUACCUGAUUGCCCUCGAGUUCAAGGCGCAGUUGUCCAAGGUGCUGAAUAUCAGCGGCUCCGAAUCGAGCAGUAUUGAAUUUAUUGCCUUUAUCUCCUAUGCCCAUUCCUUUCCCAAUGGCUUCAUGGCGCUCGUCGACACCUAUGACCUGAUCAAAUCGGGAAUUCUCAACUUUUGUGCAGUUGCCCUGGCACUGGACAAGCUGGGCUAUCGAGCCGUCGGCAUUCGCAUCGACAGUGGUGAUCUGGCCUACCAGUCCAUUGUGGCCUACAAUAUCUUCUCUCGAGUGGCCAAGGAGUUCAACCUCGACUGGUUCUCCUCGCUGACGAUCAUCGUGAGCAAUGACAUCAACGAGGAAACUAUCAUAUCACUAAAUGAACAAAAGCACCGAAUCAAUGCUCUGGGCAUUGGCACCCACUUGGUUACCUGUCAGAAGCAACCGGCGCUAGGCUGUGUCUACAAGCUGGUCGAAGUGGGCGGAACAGCCUGUAUAAAGCUGUCUCAAGACGUGGAGAAGGUAACCAUUCCAUCACGAAAGAAUGUAUACCGCCUCUACGGGCGAGAAGGCUUUGCACUGCUCGACCUGAUGACCAACACCGAUGAGGAGGAGCCACAGAUUGGGCAGAAGAUUCUCUGCCGACACCCAUUUCAGGAGUCGAAGCGGUGCUACGCCACUCCGAGCAGAGUAGAGAAGCUGCUGCAGGUCUGGUGGGCUAAUGGAAAGCUUCAACAAGACAUUCCCUCAUUGAAUGAGAUUCGCGCUCGUGUAAAGAAGUCCCUCAGUCAAAUUCGGCCUGACAUUAAACGCCUGCUGAAUCCUACCCCCUAUAAGGUCUCAGUCACUGACAAUCUGUACCUGUACAUGCACAAGCUGUGGCUUGAGAAUGCACCCGUUGGGGAAAACGCUUUGUCACUGGGCAUGAUUGAACAGCUGGCUCAGCAUUUGCAGCAGGACCCAGAGGGCAAGUUGAGGGCCAUUGUGAUCAACGCCAACCACGGUGGAAAGGUUUUCUCUUCGGGACACGAUCUCAAGGAGAUG
Rhagoletis zephyria (snowberry fruit fly) is the source of this 1725-nucleotide messenger RNA. The record is from RefSeq and is a predicted model, not a curated record. Lineage: Eukaryota; Metazoa; Arthropoda; Insecta; Diptera; Tephritidae.